Molecule: messenger RNA, 2532 nt
Organism: Stegostoma tigrinum
Lineage: Eukaryota; Metazoa; Chordata; Chondrichthyes; Orectolobiformes; Stegostomatidae
Gene: aimp1a
Product: aminoacyl tRNA synthetase complex interacting multifunctional protein 1a
Exons: 7
Coding region: 201-1151 (316 amino acids)
Molecular function (GO): tRNA binding
Source: RefSeq, a predicted model, not a curated record
UUUUCCUUCUUUCGGCGAACUAGUGCCCAAUCGAUGGGUCGUUUUGGAUAUGGACCGCCGGGAUUUUUUUUGUUCCUGUGUACCCUGAUGAGAUGAGUUUGUAUGUGAUUGGCGGGUGUAAAUGCCCGGUUUUAGGCAGGCGGCUAUAGGGCAGCACGCGGAGUCUAACAGGACCCCUGCCGUGCGAUGGUCGGAAUUUGAUGUUUCUAGUCAAGCAAUUGAUAAGGAUGUCUAGUGAUCGUGCUUUGUUAAACAGGUUGGAGCAGAGAGCUGCUGAGGCUGACCAAGUUAUUGAGUACCUGAAACAACAGGUCGCUUUACUUAAGGAGAAAGCAAUCCUGCAGGCUUCCCAAAGGGAAGAAAAGAGACUUCGGGUUGAAAAUGCAAAACUGAAGAAAGAAAUUGAGGAUUUAAAACAAAAUCUCAUUGAAGCAGAAAUCCGUAAUGGAGUUAAACGAGUUCCACUUCCAACAGCAGCUACAGUUCAGUCCUGUUCUGCAGCAUCUAAGUCUCCAACAACUGCACUGGCUACUCCAACUGCAGCUGAACAAACACCAGAAGUGAAUGAAAACAAGAAAAAGAAAGAUAAACCGGAUAAGAAGCCAGACAAGAAAGGGGAGAAGAAACAGACAACUGGAGGUGGCGAUGAUUCCAAACCAAUUGACAUUUCUCGUUUAGACCUACGUAUUGGACGUAUCAUCACUGCCAAAAAGCACCCUGAUGCUGACUCCCUCUUUGUGGAAGAGGUUGAUGUUGGAGAAGAAAACCCAAGAACUGUUGUCAGUGGACUGGUGAACCACGUGCCAGUAGAGGAGAUGCAGAAUCGACUGGCCGUCAUGCUAUGCAACCUUAAACCAGCUAAGAUGCGGGGAGUUGUCUCACAGGCUAUGGUGAUGUGUGCAAGUUCACCAGAGAAAGUUGAAAUCUUAGACCCACCAAGUGAUGCUGUUCCUGGUGAUAGAGUAACCUUUGAGGGCUACCCUGGUGACCCUGACAAAGAGCUAAAUCCAAAGAAGAAAGUAUGGGAUCAGAUUCAGCCUAACCUCGGCACAAAUGAAGAGUGUGUUGCUACAUACAAAGGGACACCAUUUGAAGUGAAAGGAAAGGGAGUUUGCAAGGCCCAGACAAUGGCCAAUAGUGGAAUCAAAUAACUUUUAUGUCUGUGCAGUGGCAAUGAAGGUGGAACGUUGCAAAAUUCACAAUAAAUACUUGAACGCAUUAAGUGAAAUGAUAUAUUCACUUUUUUGUCUGUGUGUGUAUUGUGGUUGUACAGGAAGAUAUGUAUUUGCACAAUGAGACUUAAUUUGCAUACCCCAGUCUAAUUAUAACAGAAGUAUUCAGUAAUGUAAUCGUGAAAUCUAUUUGGAAUUGACUUUCUUCAGUGAGAAAUGCAUGAUGUAAUAGAUUCAGUACACUUUGUCAUCUGUGUUUAAAAGUCUGUAUGUGCUCCAGUUCUACAGGAAAUCAUUUUACUAAUUCAGGUGCAGAAAAUUACAUUAAGGACCCAUUGGCCAUCACUCUGUCACGUUAGUGUGAAAGAGCAACUUCCAUGUAUAACGAGAACUCAACUGCAUUGUUGCUGCCAGUACUUUGAAAAAUUGGCUACCCAUGUUUUUAUUGCAGAAUUGAAUCGAUUAUUAAUAGUCAUGUGGCUGUGUGCAAAGUAAGUGUAAACUAAGCUUGCAGAAUAUUUUAGAAUCCAAAUGCAGUCAAAAUGAUUCAGUAUUGCCAUUGUUCCCUUUGCUGUUUUGAGUAUUAUUUUAAAAAAUAAUGCUAACUAAUUUAUGAUGUCUGAUCAUCUAGACCAGUCAACAUUAAAUUAAGAAAAUUAAUUCAUUACAAAUUAAACUAACGUUUGGUAUUGUCAGCACAGUUUUUAACCCUUCCUUUUUUUUUCCCCCCUCUUCCAACCUCCCAUCCACAGCCACCACCACCAAAUACAAAACAUACAUUCUGUUCCGACUCGAGCAGUAUUGACCUGCUAUACACAACACCUUGGAGCUUGAAAGGAGACAUUCUUAUAAUUGUAGGUGCCACUAAAAUCGCCAGGAUAAUUGAAUUUGCUAACAAGUGAUGCAGAAUCAAAGCUUUUCCUCCUGCACUUUUCAGAACUUGGACAUGAAACGUAGUCAAAAAGGGAGCAUUAAUUUAUGCUGCAUGAGAAGAGUUUGCCUAUUUGUUGGGCCACAGUGUCAUGUUGUAAUGUGGGAAAGAUUGUGUUAAAUUUUAGAUGAAAAAACUCAGACUAGGCUGGUAAACAUUCUUUUUUAAAAAAGGGUACUUAACUGUGACAGUCUGGAAAGUUAAGAUAGAAUAUGGAACGAUUGUUAAAUACUCUUAGAUAUAUUUAUCAAUGAUAUAUUGGAUAUGCAAAUAGUAUGACAGGUCAGCACAACAUCAAAGGCUGAAGGGCCUGUACUGUGCUGUAAUGUUCUAUGUUAAAUAGAAUCACACUUUUGUUUUUGGAAAAAUGAACAAAGCUUGUAGGGGCCUAAGUUUUAUAAAUACGCAAUAGUAAAAGGGUAAAGCUGA